Syzygium oleosum is the source of this 1075-nucleotide messenger RNA. RefSeq lists its product as uncharacterized. Gene Ontology annotation, cellular component: membrane. The transcript is spliced from 6 exons. NCBI's taxonomy places the organism in Eukaryota, Viridiplantae, Streptophyta, Magnoliopsida, Myrtales, Myrtaceae. Bases 84 to 893 code for a protein of 269 amino acids. The record is from RefSeq and is a predicted model, not a curated record. Gene Ontology annotation, molecular function: ER lumen protein retrieval receptor activity. Gene Ontology annotation, biological process: protein retention in ER lumen.
UCCUUCUCCUUCUUCCUCCUCUGUCCGAACACAUCAUAACGCCACUCUCUCUCUCUCUCUCUCUCUUCUGUGAAAAGGGAAAGAUGGAGAAGAAGAAGAAUUUGCCGGCGGUGGUCUGGUGGAUGAGGAGGCAGACCAUGAAGGUGAAGGUGUUAUUGGUGGCGAGCCUCAUGGUGGCAUGCUUGGUGGCCCUGAAGCUCACGGUGAAGAACCACGCCUACUUCUUCGUCGCCUCCGAGCUCAGCCAUGCGGUCGGGCUUCUCGUGCUCGGGUACAAGCUCAUCAGGCAGAGGACUUGCUCUGGCCUGUCUCUAAAGACUCAAGAGCUCACGGCCAUCUUCCUCGUGGCAAGAUUCAUCUCGAGUACCAUCACCGAAAAGAACAUCCAUACCGUGUUGGAUCUCACAACUCUCGCAUCAACCGCAUGGGUCAUCUACAUGAUGCGAGUCAAGUUGAAAGCAACUUAUGCAAAGGAUCUAGACAAUUUUCCUAUAUAUUACGUGGUGGUGCCUUCCAUCGUCCUCGCCGUCCUGGUUCAUCCUUACGUUCCCAACGCUCGCCACAUCGAGAUCCUAUUUGCAUUUUGCGUUUAUGCAGAAGCUUUGUCCGUGCUGCCUCAGCUUCGGCUAAUGCAGAAUAUGAAGAUGAUCGAGCCGUUCACGGCCCACUACGUUUUCGCUCUGGGGGUUGCGAGAUUCAUGGCCUGGGCUCAUUGGAUCAUUCAGACUAUCGACACCCGGGGGGCGUAUUUUUACAUGAUUGGGAGCGGCUCGCUCUGGUUCCCGGCGAUCUUCCUCGCCGAAGUCGUGCAGUCCUUCAUCUUGGUGGAUUUUUGCUACUACUACAUCAAGAGUAUUAUGGGAGGCCAACUGGUGAUGACCAUGCCAGUCUAGACAUUUCGGGUGGCUCAGGCUUUUAUACUUUGAUCUUGAGAGAGGCAAUUUCUUUCUUUUUUUCUCUUGACCAAGUGAGACUUUUAGCUGCUUCUUCACUGUACUCCAUGUCCAAAACUAGAUUUCCAGAAUCGAUUGACCUGACUAUGUACUUUUUUUUUUUUAGACUUAAGAGUUACUGC